CGUUCGCGAGCUCCAGAGAAACCCUAACAAUGGCCGCUCGAAGAGAAGAGAAGGAGGAGGAGGAGAAGAAGAAGCUCCAAAAGAGGAAGCCCAUCGAUGUCGGAAAACCCCAGAAAUCCUUCAAGAAAUCAAUGAAGGAUUAUCCUGCUCGCCCUGCUCCAGCCGAGCCGUCGGCUUCUCUCGUUCUCCAAGAUGAUGACCCUGAUUUCCCCCGAGGAGGUGGGAGGUUGCUGAGCAAGAAGGAGGAGGCGGAGGCGCGGGCGGAGGCGGAGGAGGAGUUUGAUAGGGAGCAGCGUCUUUCUAAGAAGGGUGGGGGUAAAGGAAUGGGGAAGAAGAAGGGGAAUAAGAAACUUUUUGGCGAUGACGAGGAUGAUCUGGGGUUCUUAUUCGGUGAAGGUGUCACUGGAAAGCUUCCUAAAUAUGUGAAUCGUAUCACGUUAAAGAAUAUAUCACCAAAUAUGAAGCUUUGGGGAGUCAUUACAGAAGUGAACUCAAAAGAUCUUGUAGUCAGUCUUCCAGGUGGCUUAAGAGGGUUUGUUCGUUCAGAGGAAGUGGCUGACAUAGUUUUAAAUAAUGGAUCCCAGGAUGCUGGGAGCAAUUUGCCUUUUAGAAUAUUUCAUGUUGGGCAGCUAGUUCCUGGCAUUGUCUUGGAAGUAGAUGAUGAUAAAAGGGACGGGAAAGGAAAUAAAAGAAUAUUGCUGUCACUCCGCCUUAGCUUGCUAUAUAAAGGCCUCACACUAGAAGCUGUUCAAGAUGGCAUGGUUCUGACAGCCCAGGUGAAGAGCAUUGAGGAUCAUGGCUAUAUUCUUCAUUUUGGUGUAUUUUCUUUUAGUGGAUUUUUGCCAAGAAGCUGCCUAGAUGGUGGUAAGGCUACUGUUGGGCAAUUGAUACAAGGUGUUGUCAAGAGUAUAGAUAAGGCACGAGCUGUCGUGCAUCUAGAUUCAGAUCCUGACCUGGUGUCCAAAUCUGUAAUCAAGGAUUUAAAAGGGCUCUCCAUCGAUCAACUGGUUCCUGGCAUGAUGGUUAAUGUUCGUGUACAUUCUACACUCGAGAAUGGAAUUAUGUUGUCAUUCCUAACUUACUUUACUGGAACGGCAGAUGUAUUUCAUUUGCAGGAUUAUUUUCCUAGUUCCUCAUGGAAAGAUGACUAUAAACAUAAUAAGAAGGUGACUGCCCGCAUCUUAUUUAUUGAUCCCACGACUAGAGCUGUUGGACUGACCUUAAAUUCAGACCUAGUGCUUAACAAGCCACCUCCCUGUUUUGUCAAAACUGGCGAUAUUUAUGAACAAUCACGAAUAGUCAGAGUUGAUAAAGGAAUUGGUCUUCAUCUUGAAAUUCCUUCAUCCCCCAAGCCUUUUCCUGCUUAUGUGCAUAUGAUGGAUUUUGCUGAUGAAGGAGUUUCAAAGGUUGGGAAAACCUUUAAGGAAGGUGGCCAUGUUCGUGUUCGUAUUCUUGGAAUGAGACAUCUGGAAGGCAUAGCAAUGGGUACCUUGAAGGCGAGUGCCUUUGAAGGUUCUGUUUUUACUCAUUCUGAUGUCAAGCCUGGUAUGUUGGUAAAAGCUAAGGUUUUAGCUGUUGAGAACUUUGGUGCAAUUGUACAAUUCUCAAGUGGUGUAAAGGCGCUUUGCCCUCUUCCUCACAUGUCAGAAUUCGACAUUGUGAAACCUGAUAAGAAAUUUAAGGUUGGAGCUGAGUUGCUUUUUCGUGUGCUGGGUUGCAAAUCCAAGAGAAUAACUGUCACCCACAAGAAGUCCUUGGUGAAAUCAAAGCUCAGUGUGCUUUCCUCGUAUGCUGAUGCCACUGAAGGAUUAAUAGCGCAUGGAUGGAUUACCAAAAUAGAAAAGCAUGGUUGCUUUGUGAGAUUUUACAAUGGAGUGCAUGGAUUUGCACACAGAUCUGAGCUUAGAUUGGAUCCUGGAAGUGAGCCAGAUGCAGUAUACCAUGCUGGACAAGUUGUGAAAUGCAGGGUAAUCAGUUCAGUUCCUGCUUCACGAAAGAUCAAUCUUAGUUUUUUCAUAUCACCAAAAAGGACUUCUGAGGAUGAUGUUUGCAAGUUAGGAAGUCUUGUAUCUGGUGUUGUGGAGCGAUUAACUCCUGGAGCAGUUGUAGUGCAUGUGCACAGUCACUUGAAAGGGACUAUCGCUAAUGAACAUUUAGCAGAUCACCUGGGGCAAGCCACAAUACUAAAAUCUUUAUUGAGACCUGGAUAUGAAUUUGAUCAACUCUUGGUGCUAGUACCCAUUAUAGAAUUAUUCACGAUAAGGAUGCAUUAUGUAGUGGGUGCAGUAAAAAGUUUUGUAGGGCAUGUGGAUUACUGCAGUGCAGAUCAAAUGUCUAGGCUAGAACUAAUUAGCAUGGCUAAGGAGUUUGGGUUGGAUAUUGAUAGAUGUACAAUUUGGUGGUUGGUUGUAUUUGGUGAGGUACAGGAUCUGAAAGAAAUAAAAACAGAUUCAGAUGCUUUAAGUAUGGCACUUUCUGUAGGGGCUACCAAGGAGGUUAAUGUGUACAUUAAAUAUGCAAGGUCUGACUGUGCCCAACAUGAAACUAUCCACCAUGAUGAAGGAGAAGAUGGUGACGGAGAUAAUAAUCAAGUAGGUGUUGAUCAAGGAUACAAAGAUGUAGAAGCUGAAGAGGAAGAGGAGGAUGCAGAUGUUGGACAAGAUGGUGACUUACAAGGUAUCUUGUUAGGAAAAAAAAUUAAGGACAAGGCAAUGGAUGAGGAAAAUGAAUUUUAUGAUUGA
Molecule: messenger RNA, 2741 nt
Organism: Dioscorea cayenensis subsp. rotundata (Guinea yam)
Lineage: Eukaryota; Viridiplantae; Streptophyta; Magnoliopsida; Dioscoreales; Dioscoreaceae
Product: rRNA biogenesis protein RRP5-like
Exons: 18
Coding region: 30-2741 (903 amino acids)
Biological process (GO): rRNA processing
Cellular component (GO): small-subunit processome; nucleolus
Molecular function (GO): RNA binding
Source: RefSeq, a predicted model, not a curated record